GCAGCUGCCGGAGCGGCGGUGACGGAGCCGGAGCGAUGCCUGCGCGCAGCCGCCACCGCUCCCGCUUCCACUCCGGCUCUCCGCCCCGGGUUCCGCCCCCGCCGCUUGAAGUGCUCCACUCCGGCGAGGCGCGAAGGGCCCGGGACUCCGACGGCGCCUCGGACGCCGACUCGGAGGCGGGUCGGGGAAGCCCGACUCCCAUCGCGGAGACAGUGGAGGAAGAAAUGGCAGGUCCCAAUCAACUCUGUAUUCGACGUUGGACUACCAAGCAUGUAGCUGUGUGGCUGAAGGAUGAAGGCUUUUUUGAAUAUGUGGACAUUUUAUGCAAUAAGCACCGACUUGAUGGAAUCACACUGUUAACAUUGACUGAAUAUGAUCUCCGGUCUCCUCCUCUGGAAAUCAAAGUCCUAGGGGACAUUAAGAGGUUAAUGCUUUCUGUCCGAAAAUUGCAGAAAAUACAUAUUGAUGUUUUAGAAGAAAUGGGCUACAAUAGUGACAGUCCCAUGAGUUCCAUGACCCCAUUCAUCAGUGCUCUUCAAAGUGCAGACUGGCUCUGUAAUGGUGAACUUUCACAUGACUGUGAUGGACCCAUCACUGACUUGAAUUCUGAUGAGUACCAGUACAUGAAUGGCAAAACCAAACAUCCUGUUCGAAGAUUGGACCCAGAGUACUGGAAGACCAUACUAAGUUGUGUAUAUGUUUUUAUAGUAUUCGGGUUUACAUCUUUUAUUAUGGUUAUAGUCCAUGAACGAGUGCCUGACAUGCAGACCUAUCCACCACUCCCAGAUAUAUUCUUAGACAGUGUUCCUAGAAUCCCAUGGGCCUUUGCCAUGACAGAAGUAUGUGGCAUGAUUCUGUGCUAUAUUUGGCUCCUGGUUCUUCUUCUUCACAAGCACAGGUCAAUCCUUCUGCGAAGGCUCUGUAGUCUGAUGGGCACUGUAUUCUUGCUUCGCUGCUUUACCAUGUUUGUGACCUCCCUCUCCGUGCCAGGACAGCACCUGCAGUGCACUGGAAAGAUAUAUGGCAGUGUAUGGGAAAAAUUACACCGGGCUUUUGCCAUUUGGAGUGGAUUUGGUAUGACCCUGACUGGCGUUCACACUUGUGGCGAUUACAUGUUCAGUGGCCACACAGUCGUCUUAACUAUGCUGAAUUUCUUUGUCACUGAAUAUACACCAAGAAGCUGGAAUUUCUUGCACACUUUAUCCUGGGUUCUCAACCUCUUUGGAAUCUUCUUCAUCUUGGCUGCCCAUGAACAUUAUUCCAUUGAUGUGUUUAUUGCCUUUUAUAUCACAACAAGACUCUUUUUGUACUAUCAUACUCUGGCCAAUACCAGAGCAUAUCAGCAGAGUAGGAGAGCAAGAAUUUGGUUUCCCAUGUUUUCUUUUUUUGAAUGCAACGUUAAUGGCACAGUACCUAAUGAAUAUUGUUGGCCAUUUUCAAAACCAGCAAUAAUGAAAAGACUAAUUGGAUGAAGACUGUAUCUUUGUAAUGAGUUUGUGAUUAAAUAUACAGUAGUUGUUGUAAAUGAAUAACUUUGCUUUCUUCCUCUAGGUUGUUCCUGGAUGUGUUGCAUUUUGGCUUAUAUGUUGGUAGAGUUUCCUGUUCUGAGCAAGGCUAUGAUUAUAAAUAACAAGAAAAAAAAUCAAGAGUUCUUACUUACCUGUUUGAACAGAAAGAUUAAAUAGAAUUUUCUGCCCCUUCACUUCAGGGGGAGACCCACUGUUUGACUGGAGUCAGGCUGUUACCCUUACCUGUUGAGUAUUUGCCUUAUUGAACAUAAGCAAAUCAACUUAGGUAGUCACCUGGUUGAAAGAUUUUUAUUGAUUUUCAGUAGGACUCUAGUGGAGAAAUAAUAGUUUUAAGCUGCUUAUUACCUUCUAAAGAAAAACACUACCAAGUAAGCAAUAUUUGUUCUUUGAACUAAUUCCUUUGUUAGUCUGGAAAGUGAUUUGUUUUACUGAUAAAUCAUUUUCUGCCUUCUGAACUAUAAUUAAGAAAAGUACACUGAGUUAUACCAGCAUGCCUGAAAUGAGGAGAAUGAAAGGGGCCAUAUAAGAGGUGACAGAGAACUGAUGUGGAUGUCAUUGGCCUUCUUAUUAAUGCAGAAAUAGGGCUCUAUUUUUCACCAAAGAUUAAACAAAAGAUGCAGUUCCUAUUUUGUUCUGAGGGUUUAAUAUGAACAUCAGUGAGUAUUCAUGAGGAGAAAAUGGCUGCAUUUAUAAAUGUAAAUGUGGCAUAAUUUUAAUGAUAUGGGUAUCUGGAAUAACUUUGUGCUGUAAGUGUUAGAUGACAGCCCAAUUUAAUGCUUUUUAAAUGAUAUAUUUAAUAAGCGAAAUAGGAGUGUUUUAUCAGAUGUUAAAGUUCUUACGUCAGUAAAUAGGGAAAUAUGCAUGCAAAGUUUUUUUUUUUCUUUGAAAAGAAAUUUAUAUAACAGAUUGUAGAUAUAGUGUUAACCUUAAUUUCUCAUUCUUGGCCAUCAAAAAGUAAAUAGUCUGAGACAUAUUUGCAUACAAAAAAACUUUGUUGGUUUUUAUUUUUUAAAAUAAUUGUGUAUAUACAUUCUUUCUAUAUAGUCUUAAUUUGGCAGUGAGGAAAUUAUAUACUUAGCUGCUGUUUACAACACUGAAAAUUUAGUACUUAAGUAAUUUCACCUCUGUGAUAACAUUUGUCACUUUAUUUUUAAUGAUUUUAUAUAGUAGUUAUGACAGUAGCAUGGUGUAGAAGUGGAAAUUGACCCCUAACUGAUUAACUUAGUUACUUAGAAUAUUAAUUGUAUAGUUUUUACAUUCCAUUAAAAAAAAAAAAAAGGAGUUAGAAAAGGUGCUAACAUACUAAAGUCUAAAAUUAGGCCAUAGCAAAAGCCUGCCACUUCCUUAUCUAAGUGAAAUAUUUUAUUUUUGCACUUUGAGUCAUAGUCCCAUCCCUGUAUAAGCUACAGAAGAGUCUGGAUGAAUUGUAUAGGGAAAAACUACAUGAAUAAGUUUCAGUCAGUGCUGAAUAACCCCAAUUUGAGUCUUUUGUACAUUGUUUAUUUCUCAUUUGAGAAAUGACAUGUCAACUCAUUUUCUUAUGCUUUUAAAUCUUAUACUUCAGAAUCUUAUAAUAUCUUCAAUUGUUGAUUAUGUUACAUGCUAGGAACAAAAAUGCCAAGGUAGUAGAGCACUUGCCUAGCAUGUAUGGGGGGCCCUGAGUUUGAUCCCCAGUACAGGUGUGGGGGAAAUGUCUUACCUAAAGAAUUAUUGUAUAAGCUAAUGAAGGAAAGAUACUUAUUGAAACUCUUUGACCUUUGACAUCAAAAAAUAUUUAACUGCCAUUUUUUUCUAAAUGACAGAACAGGACUAAAUUUAACAAGGAAGGAACUUAUGUUGACUUUGGGAAAGUAUUUUUUUUUUAAUGUGGCACACCUAAUUUUAAAAUGUUAAAUAGCUUAUUAAUGACAAAUGCCCUAACAUCAAUCUUCUUUCCUUCAUAUGGAUUUUAUUGUAGAACAAAGUAGAAAUAUAGCUGCCACUAACUUUGCAGAGCUAUUGACCUUAAGAGUACCUAACAACAGGCUGCCAUGAGGAUUGUAAAAUAACAUUUCAGCCUUGUGAUUCUCCUAUCUGUUUUGAGAAGAAGGUAAGCUAGAUUUAUAAUUUAUUGUUUUAACUGUUACAAGGCAGUGUUUACAUAAAUUAAUCACUUCCAAGUCUCUGUUUAGAAAACUUUGAGACAAAAUUAUUUUUAGUUUUUCUGAAACACAAAACUACAUAUUUUAGUUGUUUUUUGUUUUGUCCAGAAAUUUCCAGGUUUUUGUCUUUAUACUUUUUUUUCUUGUUAAAAUCUUAACUAGUGAAGAUGGAAUUUAUGUUUACAAUUUGGGUAUGUAUAUGGCUGGAUGGAGAAGCCACAUGCCUUAGGUUUACCUUUUAUUUUGACUUUGUACUUGGUUCCACAGUUGCAGACUUGUGAAAAGCUUGCAUCCUUGAGAGCAUAGUAGAGAAGGAACCAAAAAGGUUUUGGCUUUGGGGGAUGCAAAUGGAGGUUAUGUUGAAAGUCCUUGAUGCAUUUUCUACAUUCUUGGGUACAAUGUUGCCCUUUUCUCUUUUUCCGCUUCCCUUCCCUACCCUUACUUUCCUUUCUCUCCAUUAUUUCCUUUCUUUUUUUAAAGACCACAGUAGGGUAGUGUACUGAAAGAUAACUGAAUAGGGAGUCAGAGGUUUUGAAAGAAGGCAAGUUUAUGGUUAAUCAGGUAAUUUCGGGGGAAGCCUUUUUGGGCUGUGCUUCAGGAUUCUCAACAUGACUGUCCUUCCAUAGUUCUCUCAGACCAGAAUUGCCAGGGCAAAAAUUCAACUUCUACAUGCUGGCUUGUUUAUUGCUGUCCUUCUAAAUCUGAAAGCAGUAAGCUAAGCCUUAGAACCAGUAAGUUAAAUAAAUGUGGGCUGUUCCCCACAAAAGAAAACCCCAUGGCCCAGAGAGCUACUGGAUAGCAUUACCCUUGACUCUGUGAGUGGUAAUCUGCCCUACUGUAUACCUAUCUGAGUAUUAGGACUAAGAAUUUCAAAAAUCCUAUAAUUUGUACAGAGGGAACAGAGGAGCCAAAUCCUAUUAUAGCUAAUAAGAGACAAUCUAUGCUGGGAAUGUCUGUUUAGAAAGUGUUAUUCAUACUUCAUCAACUCAUACAACACUACCCUGCUUUGACUGUGUUCAGCAGAAGGCAGUUUUUUCAUUAAUUUUAAGGAUCCUAGAUCCAGAAUGCUUAUGAAUGUUAACCAUAUUUUUUUAAGUUCUCUGAUUUAGUAAGUUUAUUUUUUGAGUCUUUUUGUAGAUUGACAUCAUCCCAUACUGUAAGUAAUUUAAACUGUAGUCAUUUCUCAGUUAAGGUAUUCAGGCAUUUGAGACAAAGAAAACUCUAUUUUAGAACAGUCCAUGCUUUCUAAGCAAUAUUGGUUGUUUUAAACAGUUUCAAAGCCAACAAAGCAAGAUAGUUUUAAUGCAGCUUUACUUGGCAGUUUAAAGAGUUCAUAUUUAUAAAAAGUUUACCAUACCUCCGUAGCUGUAAAAUAACAUCAAUGGUCAGAAUGCUUCAGGGGACCAGUGAAAAUGGAAAGUGGUAGAGGUGGUUUGUUGUUUGUUCCCUCUCUGUCUUUGAGUGGCUUUGAAUGACUAAAAUUAGUGUGGAAGUAGGUUUUGGUCCCCAUCUCACCUUAACCUGACAAAUGCCUCUAAUUUCAAAUAACUAAUAUAUGAUAUUACUUUGUCAAGUUCAAUGCAAAUAUCUGUGAAAUCUAUAAGCCAUUAUUUCAGUUACCAAUAAGUUAGUUUUUAGAAUACAUUCUACUCUGAAUUAACCAAAGGACUUUUUAUUCACUGUACUUCAUGUCUCAAAGUAAGGAAGUUUUUGCUUGAUAAAAGAGUAGAAAGAACACUGUCAGUUUCAUUGUUAUUUCAAGUCUGUUUCAGUCUGAACUACUGGGUUGUGGCAAGAACUGAACAUAGCCAAGUGAUAGUAUCAGGUAGUAAUGCCAUUUUAAAAUGACUAAUUUUGAUAAUUUUUCAUUCAGAGAAUCUGAAUUAUUAGGACAAUGAAGUAUUUCUGAUAUGGAUCAAAAGAAGUGAACUCAGUGAGUGAAGCAAUGUUAGCCUGGACUAAAGUGGGUAUGUUUAGUUUUGAGAAUUCUCAAAGUCUCCCUGUCCACAGAGAAACUAGUAUUACUUGAAAAGAUGUGAAAGUUCCUGUGGUAGCCAUACCUUGAAGCACAGUAUUGUAUAUAAGUAAAUAUCUUGAUUCUAAAUUAAAU
Urocitellus parryii (Arctic ground squirrel) is the source of this 5780-nucleotide messenger RNA. RefSeq names its product sterile alpha motif domain containing 8 (gene Samd8). Gene Ontology annotation, molecular function: protein binding; sphingomyelin synthase activity; ceramide cholinephosphotransferase activity. Gene Ontology annotation, cellular component: endoplasmic reticulum membrane; Golgi membrane; plasma membrane. The record is from RefSeq and is a predicted model, not a curated record. NCBI's taxonomy places the organism in Eukaryota, Metazoa, Chordata, Mammalia, Rodentia, Sciuridae. Gene Ontology annotation, biological process: ceramide biosynthetic process.